CAGUGCAUGGGCUACGUGAUGAAGUAAUGUUGUAGUUCUGGCUGUCUAACGCUAGGUUCUCUGGUGGUGAAAUGUCUGUCCACUUAAAUCGAUAGCGCCAGUUUACAGAACUGAGACCCGAGGCUGGAAUGGUUUCGCGACGUGGAGAGUUUAGCGCUGGUGCAUAGAGCUCUAGAACUAAAAUUCGAGUGUCUGGGUGUUUGGAAUACCUCGUGAUAGCUGAAAUGGACAAUUGCCGCUCAAAACUUGCUCGCGAGAUUAAAGGGUUACUUAUCACUGAUGUCAUGAUUUUACCGGCUUAAGUUUGUUUACUAUGAUAAACGCUAACGUUAGCUAGCUAACUUAGUCACUCAAAACUUUGUAUAAGUCUGUUCAUAUAACAACUAUGGACGGUGCACUUGCAAUUGUUUUGAUAUCCCUGGCUAUGUUCGUAGGAUGUUUCCUCCUCGGCAUGAUACCCGUUUUGUUCCGACUUUCAGAGCAAAAGUUGCGGUUCGUGUCAGUAUUCGGGGCUGGGCUGCUAUGUGGCACUGCACUGGCCGUUAUCAUUCCAGAAGGGGUGGAGCUGAUGGAGGAGUCGUGGAAGGCCUCUAUGUGCUUCAACUUGUCAGGCAGUGAAGUCAGCUCCAGCUCCAGCUCCAGCCCCGACGUGAGCUCCAGGACUGGCCUGCCGCCUAACUUCCUGAUCGGAGUGUCUCUGGUUAUAGGCUUCACCCUGAUGUUUGUGGUGGACCAGAUUGGCACUUACUGCUCCAUACAUGAUCCUCAGACUGGCAUGUCAAACAGCACCAGUGUCACCGCCACCUUAGGACUGGUCAUCCACGCUGCAACGGAUGGCAUUGCCCUAGGUGCUGCUGUGGCCUCCUCCCAAGUGUCUGUGCAGGUCAUUGUCUUCUUUGCAGUUAUUCUGCACAAGGCUCCUGCGGCGUUUGGGCUGGUGACGUUCCUCAUGCAUGCUGGUGUCCAGAGGAGGGUGGUCCAGAAGCACCUGCUGGCCUUCUCAGCAGCGGCUCCAGUCCUGGCCAUCACCACCUACUUCAUCCUCCACGCAACUGGAGGAGCUUCUUGGCCGAGUGCCGUUGGCAUCGGAAUGUUGUUCUCGGCCGGCACGUUCCUGUAUGUGGCCAUGGUACAUGUGCUACCGGAGAUCAACAGCAGAGGGCACCACCACCCCAAUGGUAUGCAGCAGCAUUCAGGAACGCCAGCCUACCAGCAGGGGGGGCUAGGGAUCCUCGAAAGCCUCCUUCUCAUCAGUGGAACCGCUUUGCCUACUCUGCUGACCCUGGGACUUCAUGAUGACUGAUACACACAGUUGGAGGUGGACCACUGUGUGUGUGACUGCCUUUUACUGAGGCAUUUUGGGAUUUUUUUUUUUAAGUUGUUGCUGCUUUUUGUAGAUACAAUGGUGUGUUUCAUGCAGUGCUCUAUAUUUGGAUAUUGCCAAACCACAACCCCAAGCUUGCUCUGGAGCAAGGUAGAACUACAUCCAUCUGAAGUCCAGUUAAAAACCGCCUAUUGUAAAACGUUUUUUUUUUUAGGUUUCUGAAUGUAUUUAAAGUUGACAAUCACACUUGGCCAUACAUGGCCAUACAUAGACUUACACGCCAGGACAAUGGAUUCUGGCCAUCAACAAUCUCUGUCAUUUACACUCAGCAAGUGUACUUACAUCAGCACUAGUAUGCUGAAGUUUAAGCCAGGAGUAAUACACGAGAUGACAAGUUUCAUAGUACACAGACCAAAUGUGAUGCUCUCAGGGGUCCAUGUACUGUACAGGAUCUUGCUGAAUUUUGAUAACAUGUUUGUAAGGUUUUGAUAACCAAUAGUUCAUUUGUUUCUGUUUAUUUUAUAUGUUUUGAACAGGUGAAAAAGUCACCAUGCUUCAUUCCUAUAGGAAUCCCGUGUUUGUCAACAUCGCCGUCUUUGAAGUAAACGGCAACCUGCCAAAGCCAUUUGAUCAAAUCGAGGUCAACCAGUUGAAUGAGCCAGAAUACAAAUAGGCCUAAAGACUGCAUGCCGCUUCUGUUUUGUGAUAUGACUGAUGAUAUUUCAUUCCAUGUUCCACAUACUGUGUAAGAUGGAUAUAAUUGGUUUUGGAUGUGUGAUGGGCUUUUAUGUAAUGUCAACUACAUACACAUUUUGACUAUACAUUCCUUCACAUAAUCAGCGGUGGGAGAAAAAGUAUGAUACUUCCAGAAUGAUGAACAUUACUCUGAGGAGACAGUCACUAUACUGUAUCAUGCUUUUACAGUUGGUGUGUCUGGUGAAACCCAAUCUGCUUCUGCUUCAUGCAGGCGUCAAUCUCUACUGUUUCCUCUGCCAAUAGCAUUUGCACUUUUGCCAGCAACCUGUGGUGGUGUGAUACUAUCAGGUUUUCCAGUUGCCAUAUCACGUUUCCAUGUGAAGUUACUUUGUAGUAGUGGGCUGGGAUUGUAAUGGUACAUUGCAUUCAAGAAAUUAAAUAAAUAAAUGAUGAUAUAUACAUAGGCAGAUAUAACAA
Engraulis encrasicolus (European anchovy) is the source of this 2497-nucleotide messenger RNA. Its product is annotated as zinc transporter ZIP9. NCBI's taxonomy places the organism in Eukaryota, Metazoa, Chordata, Actinopteri, Clupeiformes, Engraulidae. The record is from RefSeq and is a predicted model, not a curated record. Gene Ontology annotation, biological process: zinc ion transport; transmembrane transport. Gene Ontology annotation, cellular component: membrane. The coding region runs from base 386 to 1303 and encodes 305 amino acids. Gene Ontology annotation, molecular function: metal ion transmembrane transporter activity. The transcript is spliced from 7 exons.